Suillus clintonianus is the source of this 2148-nucleotide messenger RNA. RefSeq lists its product as uncharacterized. The record is from RefSeq and is a predicted model, not a curated record. The transcript has 2 exons. Lineage: Eukaryota; Fungi; Basidiomycota; Agaricomycetes; Boletales; Suillaceae. The coding region runs from base 248 to 2035 and encodes 595 amino acids.
AAAGCGAUUUUGGGCGCCCACAAGGACAAACAACACGCUUUGCCUGCGAAACAGGCCACCAACCCGGUAACAUAUCGAUUGCCAAUGAUACAAGAAAAUCAACGUGCCACUGUGGACCGCAUAAAACCACACCGUCUGCGUCUCCUCGUCAUUCAACCGCUACAUUUUCAGAUAUUACCCUGCUCGUUUUCUCCAUCUCUCCCCGUCAUCUAGCACAAAACCAGCCGACAAUACAGUUGGCGCCGUUAUGUCAGACCUUAACCAACCGGCUCGACCUGCCGUGCUAGUUAGGCCUCCACUGCAUCCCGUUCUUGAUGCCGUCGAAAUACACAUGCCCGUGCCUUUGAACCAGUGGCCCAAACAUGCCAUCAUGGGCACAGCAGAUUACAAGAAACGGCAGGAUUUUCUCAUGACAGACCAUCUGAAGAAGCUUCCUUCGCCUGGAACAAGAGACACGUCUGCUAAAGAUAUGUCGCUGUCUACAAUGUUCAUGCACAAGAUGGCGCAAAUUCAGCACAUCAUACAACUUCAGGGUUCGGCCGCGAAAGAUGAUCCCCGUUACACUUACCUUUACGACGACAUGCGUUUCAAACGUAACAUCUUUUACUGGCGCAAUUUCCGUAUGAAUGACUUGCCACCCGAAAUCAUUACGCACAUCUUCCGCAUCGCUGCUUGGUCAACCAGUACCCCAGCCGAUGGCACACACGUUCGCCUGUUACUUACAUCGGUGUGCACCAAGUGGCGCAGCUUGAUGAUCCAAGACUGCACCCUUUGGAGUGCUAUUUGGUUCCGUGAUCCUCCUCCGUAUCAACGGUCACUGGAGUGGUUUAAGAGAGCAGGUGGUGCACCGCUGGACAUCCGCAUCAACGAACACGAUGCCGACUGGAAGUCCAAAGAUGAUGAUUGGAGAUAUAAAGAGGAUGAUCAUCGGUUCACUGCCGAACAGAUGGAAGAGCUCAUCGACAAAAUCUUUGUCAAAGUCUCUCAGAUUCGCAUGCUUGUGCUUGUUGUUGACAACUGGCCCCCCGCACUCGUAGUCUUGCAAAAGCUGCAGGAAGCGGCCGAGGCUGGGAAGAUCAUCAACAUGGAACGUUUAGAAAUUCAUAGGAUGGGACAACCUUUCGUAUGGCUCGGGCCAGGCUGGCGUUCACCUGCUGUGCUUUUCGGUGGCCAGACCCGGGCCUUGAAAUAUCUCUGCCUCUCCGGCGUUCACAUUGACUGGAACGCGACCCCACUUAGCAACCUGUCUACCAUCGACCUCAGGAAAAUCGCGAUGAACGUUGCGCCGACUUUGAAUCGCUUUCGCGAGGUCCUCAUUGCUUGCCCUCGCUUGCAGAAGCUGUCUUUGGACGGGGCAGGCCCGCAACCCAGCGCUAGAAGGCCUGAUCACGUUCCAAUUAACCUUCCCCACCUGAAGGUUCUCAUCAUAGGCGGCUUCAGCAUGUUGUACUCGUGCUACAUUUUAUCCCAGUUCAAGGCACCCAACGUGCGGGACCUGACAUUAAUGAACCUGACAGGAGAAGAUUAUACGACAAUGAUCGCUGCCAUAACCGGCCGGUUUAGGGAGCUACGACUCCUGACGCUCUACACGGUCAACAUUAGUCCCACGGAGGGGGGGACAAAGGCGAUGGUGAGGUUCCUAAACGCGAUGCCUUACCUGAGUUAUCUGCGGAUCGCCUCCAUGAAGUGGCACAUUAUCGAGGCAUUUAACGAAGACCCACGAGAAUAUGGCCUGGGGAGAGAGACAGCCACACAGUCGCUCCCAGAGAACCGGCCAGUUCUCUGUCCGAACCUUCAGACGAUAGAAUUCCAGCAAAUGUCUGGAACGAAGAUAGCGGAAUGGGCGGCCACGAGGAAGGAGCUAGGCGCCCCGCUGAGGAGGGCCUAUGUGAAUUCUCCAUACGUCAGCCAGAUAACUGCUGCAGAAGCGGGCAUAAUCCAGGAGAUCGUGGGUCUGUUCAUCGCGCCUCUGGGGUCCACAACUCCCGAGGAGAGAGCGUUGGCGACUUGCGACCGUUUUGGAGAGACGAUCUAGCUAAGGGGGAGAUACUUAUUGGAAAGAUAUAUUCUGUAAUGGCAUGCAUAUGUAGGAAACAUCUGUAAUACUUAUACCAAUUACCGCAUAUUAUCGCAAUCUCAUUAAUCCUG